Messenger RNA from Drosophila obscura, 1625 nucleotides. Its product is annotated as rhythmically expressed gene 2 protein. The transcript has a single exon. The record is from RefSeq and is a predicted model, not a curated record. Lineage: Eukaryota; Metazoa; Arthropoda; Insecta; Diptera; Drosophilidae. Bases 747 to 1508 code for a protein of 253 amino acids.
UACACGCCAGAGGAAUACCCUCUCUAACACUGAUUUGUUUUGUUUUUAUUUUAUGCACCCGUAUCGAAUAAAUGUUUAAUGCAAAAAAUGCAUUGCUUUAUUUGUUGACAUUGGUUGUCUUAGAUAUUGGAAUACUGGAAACCGGCCGUGCUCUCUUCAGAAUAGUUUUCGUUGUCAUCCUUGAUAUGGAGAAUUUUGCGCAUUUCAUCGGGUUGUUUGUGUCGUAACAUGUCGGCCACGGUCUUGCAAGUCACAUCGUGCAGAGUCUGGAUGUCCAGAUAGUUGGCGGCCUUUAUCAAACCAAAGAGCUCGCCCUGGUUCCUGCUGAUGAAAUUUUGUUGCCAUUGGUGUAUAUCAUUCUCAGUCGAAUCCGACCUAAAAUGGAAUUUUGCCCAAUCUUGCACCAUCCUCAAAGUGUCCGAACUUAUAUUCUGCAACGGCAGAGCGGCAUCCUCAUCAUCCUCCAGGAUGGAGACUUCCAGAAACCUCCUUAUUGUUCCUGAGCAUCUGGUGAUCAUGUCAAAGUCAAAUUUAAAAAUUUGACCAUCAGAGGACUGCAGCUUUACAGUUGGCAUGUUGAGGUUUUUUAGAGGUAGAUUAAUUGAUAAAUGCAAUGUAAUGUUUUAUGUUAUAUUAUAUGGAUCCAGUAGUUUUGUUUUGUUUUGUUGUGACUGAGCGAAAUUGACAGAGAAUAUCGAUCAAUACAGUAUUUGUAGCAUUUCAGAACCUGGUCACACUGGAGAAAAAUGUCGUUGAAAUGUCAGUUUUUGCUAAAUCUGCGACGAUUUCGCCUGGUUACGUUUGAUGUAACCGACACGCUGCUGAGGCUUGAAGAUCCUUUAAAGCAAUACCAAAAGACGGCAGCCGAAUGCGGAGUGACUGGCCUCGACAGACAGCAGCUGGAGCGCUGUUUUCGCCAACAGUUCAAAAUCAUGAGCAACAAAUAUCCAAAUUUUGGUCGCUCUUCACCGAAUCUGGACUGGCAAUCCUGGUGGCUGCAGCUGGUAGCGGGUACGUUUAGCUGCGUGGAUGCCAGCCUACCGGCCGACAAGCUGGCCACGAUUGGACAACAGCUCGUGAGGGUUUUCCGCACCAGCGCCUGUUGGCGGCAUGUCGAGGGAGCAGCCGAAUUGGUCCAGCGUGUCCGUGAUUCUGGCAAAAGCGUGGGCAUCAUAUCCAACUUCGAUCCAUCCCUGCCACAAGUACUCACCGCCAUGGGCUUCGCGGGCAAAUUCGACUUCAUUCUGACCUCCUACGAGGCUGGCGUUAUGAAACCCGAUGCGCGCAUCUUUAAUUUGCCCCUGGAGCGUUUGCAAAUUGCCCCGGACCAGGCCCUGCACAUUGGCAACAAGUACGACAUGGACUAUGCCGGUGCCCGCAAUAGUGGCUGGAGCGGACUGCUGGUGCACCCGAUAGAGGCUGACAAACAAGAGGGAGCCGCCAAACACUCAUACGACAGCCUGGCCACCCUUCUGAAGGCCCUCGAGACCCAAGAGAUUGUCUGGUGACGAUGCACCAAUUAUUCUUUCUUCUCUUUGUUUAAUGCAUAACUUACUGGCUGCUCUUAUGUGUACAAAAAAUAUGAAACGAAACGAAAAAAAUAUACAUACAUACAUACAUAUAUA